AUGCUUGUCCCCAAGAGUAAGAGAGCCAUGGCUGGCCUGCGAGGGAAUGCUGGAGCCUGCCUUCUCUGGCUGCUGCUGCUUUGGAGUGGGGACAAUGGCUGCCAGGCCCAGCGGGCAGGUUGCAAAAGUGUCCAGUACGAUCUGGUCUUCCUCUUGGACACCUCGUCCAGCGUGGGCAGGGAGGACUUUGAGAAGGUCCGGCAGUGGGUGGCCAACCUGGUGGACACCUUUGAGGUGGCCCCGGACCGCACCCGCGUGGGGGUCGUGCGCUACAGCGACCGGCCCACCACGGCCUUCGAGCUGGGCCACUUCGGCUCGCGGCAGGAGGUCAAGGCGGCCGCGCGGCGCAUCGCCUACCACGGCGGCCACACCCACACGGGCGACGCGCUGCGCUACGUCACCGGCCGCAGCUUCUCCCGGCGGGCCGGUGGCCGCCCCGGGGACCGCGCCUUCCAGCAGGUGGCCAUCCUCCUGACCGACGGCCGGAGCCAGGACCUGGUGCUGGACGCCGCGGCAGCCGCCCACCGGGCGGGCAUCCGCGUCUUCGCCGUGGGCGUGGGCAAGGCCCUGAAGGAGGAGCUGGAGGAGAUCGCCUCGGAGCCCAAGUCCGCCCAUGUCUUCCACGUGUCCGACUUCAACGCCAUCGACAAGAUCCGGGGCAAGCUGCGGCGCCGCCUGUGUGAGAAUGUGCUGUGCCCUAGUGUUCGUGUAGAAGGAGAUCGCUUUAAGCACACCAAUGGAGAAACCAAGGAAAUCACGGGUUUUGACCUGAUGGAUUUGUUCAGUGUGAAGGAAAUCUUGGAGAAGAGAGAGAAUGGAGCACAGAGUUCCUAUGUCCGGAUGGGAUCCUUCCCUGUGGUGCAGAGGACGGAGGACGUGUUCCCCCAAGGUUUGCCUGAUGAGUACGCCUUUGUCACAACCUUCCGGUUCAGGAAAACAUCUCGGAAAGAAGACUGGUACAUCUGGCAGGUCAUCGACCAGUACGGCAUCCCACAGGUCUCUAUCCGGCUGGACGGCGAGAACAGGGCAGUUGAGUACAACUCUGUGGGGGCCGUGAAAGAUGCCGUCAGGGUGGUCUUCCGAGGCUCUCGGGUCAAUGACCUCUUUGAUCGAGACUGGCACAAGAUCGCCCUGAGCAUCCAGGCCCAGAACGUUUCCCUGUACAUCGAUUGUGUGCUGGUGCAGACGCUGCCCAUUGAGGAGAGGGAGAACAUUGACAUCCAGGGCAAGACUGUGAUUGGCAAGCGCCUCUACGACAGUGUGCCUAUCGACUUUGACCUGCAGCGGAUUGUGAUCUACUGUGACUCGAGACAUUCAGAACUGGAGACUUGUUGUGACAUCCCCUCUGGCCCGUGCCAGGUGACUGUGGUGACAGAGCCUCCACCCCUGCCCCAGCGGCCUCCCACCCCAGGCAGUGAACAGAUUGGAUUUCUGAAGACCAUCAACUGCUCCUGCCCACCUGGAGAAAAGGGUGAAAAGGGCUUUGAUGGCCCUGUGGGACUCCCUGGCUUGAAGGGAGACAUGGGAGCCACUGGGCCUGUCGGUGCUCCUGGACCCAAGGGAGAGAAGGGCGACAUGGGAAGAGGACCUUUUGUCCGAGGAGAAAAGGGUGAAAAGGGCACACUGGGCCCACCCGGUCCCCCUGGGAGAGACGGCAGCAAAGGCGUGAGGGGGGAGCCAGGAGAGCUGGGAGAGCCGGGGCUGCCUGGUGAGGUGGGCAUGCGGGGGCCCCAAGGACCGCCUGGACUUCCCGGAUCUCCCGGACACGUUGGAGCUCCCGGUCUCCAAGGAGAACGAGGUGAAAAGGGAACUCGAGGAGAAAAGGGGGAGCGAGGCCUGGAUGGAUUCCCCGGGAAGCCUGGGGAGACAGGAGAGCAGGGAAGACCUGGCCCUCCUGGCACGACAGGGUCCCAGGGAGAGAAGGGUGACAUGGGACCUGCAGGACCUCCUGGUGUCCCUGGCUCUGUGGUGCAGAGAGAGGGCCUGAAGGGAGAACAGGGAGCUCCAGGACCGAGAGGUCACCAGGGCCCACCUGGGCCACCAGGAGCUCCGGGUCUGAUGGGCCCAGAAGGCAGGGGAGGACCUCCUGGUUUGCAAGGCAUCCGAGGGAAGAAAGGUGAUGUGGGCCCACCUGGAAACCCUGGAUUGCUGGGGCUGCAGGGGCCUCCAGGACCACCUGGGGUCGCAGGCCCCCCUGGACCCAGAGGCCCCCCGGGAUUACCUGGAGAGAUCGGUUUCCCUGGAAAACCUGGGCCUCCCGGGCAUAUGGGGCCACCUGGAAAGGAUGGGUCGAAUGGACCACCAGGCCUGCCAGGACCCAAGGGUGAACCGGGACAAAGAGGGGAAGAUGGUCUGCCCGGAAACCCUGGCGCUUGGGGUGAAGUUGGGGAGCAGGGCCUGGCAGGUCGUCCUGGAGAGAAGGGAGAAGCAGGCCUUCCAGGUGCACCAGGCCUCCCAGGUGUGCGGGGAGAGAAAGGAGACCAGGGAGAAAAGGGUGAACUGGGACGUCCGGGACUAAAAGGUGACCACGGCGAAAAGGGGGAAGCUGGUCCAGCAGGACCCCCUGGGUUACCUGGAAUUACAUCGCUGUUCACACCACACCCAAGAAUGCCAGGAGAACAAGGGCCGAAAGGAGAGAAGGGCGAUCCAGGCAUGCCUGGGGAACCGGGACUACAGGGCCGUCCUGGAGAAUCGGGGCCUCAGGGACCCACAGGACCUCCGGGUUCCAAGGGACAAGAAGGCGCACAUGGGGCUCCAGGACCUGCUGGAAACCCUGGUGCUCCUGGACCUGUAGGUGCCCCUGGUCCCAGUGGCCCCCCAGGAAGUGUGGGCACCCCUGGCCUCAGAGGCCCCCCUGGGAAAGACGGACAACGCGGUGAGAAGGGAACAGCAGGGGAAGAAGGAAGCCCAGGACCAGCUGGCCCCAGGGGUGAUCCUGGUGCUCCUGGGCUCCCUGGAUCCCCUGGAAAAGGGAAGGAUGGAGAGCCGGGACCUCGUGGAUCCCCUGGAUUACCUGGACCAGUAGGAACCAAGGGGGACCAAGGAGCACCUGGGAUCCCUGGCUUUCCUGGCAACCGCGGUGACCCGGGCAUUGGGGUGGCUGGCCCUCCCGGCCCUUCCGGACCACGAGGAGACAAAGGGCCUCCGGGUUCUCGAGGCUUACCUGGAUUCCCCGGCCCCCAGGGACCAGCUGGCCAGGAUGGUGCACCAGGAAAUCCAGGAGAGAGAGGGCCUCCUGGAAAACCAGGCCCCUCUUCACUACUGUCUCCAGGGGACAUAAAUCUCUUGGUUAAGGACGUGUGCAAUGACUGCCCUCCUGGUCCCCCAGGCCUACCUGGUCUUCCAGGUUUUAAAGGGGAUAAAGGUCUCCCGGGAAAGCCAGGGAGAGAAGGCACUGAAGGGAAAAAGGGAGAUGCUGGUCCCCGAGGCCUCCCAGGGCCCCCCGGAAUAGCUGGGCCACAGGGAAGCAAAGGAGAGCAUGGUGCAGAUGGUGAGGUUGGACAGAAAGGUGAUCAGGGUCAUCCUGGAGUUCCAGGUUUCAUGGGGCCCCCAGGGGACCCUGGGCCUCCAGGGACAGCUGGAAUUGCAGGAGCUGCUGGACCACCAGGAAUCCAAGGGCCACCUGGGAAAGAAGGUCCUCUUGGCCCCCAAGGCCCAUCUGGAAUACCCGGAGUCCCAGGAGAAGAAGGCAAAGAGGGCAGAGAUGGAAAACCAGGUCCCCCUGGGGAGCCGGGCAAAGCCGGAGAGCCGGGUCUACCAGGACCAGAGGGUGCCCGAGGCCCACCGGGCUUCAAGGGACACACUGGUGAUCCUGGCGCACCAGGUCCCCGGGGAGAGCCUGGUGCCAUGGGGCCCCCUGGUCGAGAAGGGUCACCAGGAAAAGAUGGUGAUACUGGACCCACAGGGCCACAGGGUCCUCGAGGACUGAGGGGCCCACCGGGUCAGAAUGGAUCACCUGGAUCUUCAGGAGACCCUGGACCUCCAGGAAGCCCAGGCCAGAAGGGAAGCAAAGGAGAAAAUGGUAGCCCGGGACUUCCUGGCUUCCUGGGUCCCCGCGGGCUCCCGGGAGAGCCGGGAGACAAAGGAGUCCCAGGCAAGGAGGGUACCCCUGGAAAACCCGGAGAACCAGGAUCCAAAGGAGAAAGGGGAGAUCCUGGGAUCAAAGGUGACAAAGGACCUCCUGGUGGGAAGGGCCAACCUGGAGACCCUGGAAUUCCAGGGCACAAAGGCUACACAGGCCUGAUGGGCCCCCAAGGACCUCCUGGGGAGAAUGGACCAGCCGGGCCCCCAGGGCCUCCAGGCCAGCCAGGAUUUCCGGGACUAAGGGGCGAGUCUCCAUCCAUGGACACCCUGCGGCGGCUUAUUCAAGAAGAGCUUGGGAAACAGCUGGAAACCAAACUUGCCUACCUCCUGGGCCAGAUGCCCCCAGCACACAUGAAGGCAUCUCAAGGCAGACCCGGGCCCCCAGGGCCCCCUGGAAAAGAUGGGCUUCCAGGCCGGGCAGGGCCCAUGGGGGAGCCAGGCCGACCUGGGCAAGGGGGUCUGGAAGGACCCUCUGGACCAAUAGGUCCCAAAGGUGAGCAAGGAGCCAAAGGUGAUUCAGGUGAACCUGGAGUUGGCCUCCGAGGAGAGAUGGGACCUCCUGGAAUCCCAGGUCAACCCGGGGAACCUGGUUAUGCGAAAGAUGGACUCCCUGGGAGCCCUGGCCCUCAAGGAGAGACAGGACCAGCUGGACAUCCUGGCCCCCCAGGCCCCCCUGGCCCCCCUGGCCAGUGUGACCCCUCCCAGUGUGCCUACUUUGCCAGCCUUGCUGCCCGACCGGGUAAUGUGAAGGGCCCCUAG
Molecule: messenger RNA, 4842 nt
Organism: Cynocephalus volans (Philippine flying lemur)
Lineage: Eukaryota; Metazoa; Chordata; Mammalia; Dermoptera; Cynocephalidae
Gene: COL22A1
Product: collagen type XXII alpha 1 chain
Exons: 63
Coding region: 1-4842 (1613 amino acids)
Source: RefSeq, a predicted model, not a curated record